ACCAAAGUUACACGAUGGCGCUACUUACUGUUCUGAUCUUCACACUUUGCGUGGAUUCGUCAUGGGGAUUUCUGUUUAAAGAUUCUGCAGAUUUGGAUUUCAUGAACGGGACUUUAAUUGGCACAGUCCAGGACAGCAGAGUGGUAAAAACGUCAGGUUGUGCAGCAAGUCGUAAACAUCCGGGUAUUUUAUAUAUACACAACGACCACCAUCAUGCAGGCGCCACUAUUUUUGCAAUAAACGCCACUACAGCCCAAGUGGUCGGGAGCAUUACGUUGACUAAUGCGGUUAAUUCGGAUUGGGAAGACAUCGCUGUCGGUCCUUGUCCAACCCGCGAGGGAGUGAGCUGCGUAUUCAUAGGUGACAUCGGGACCGACAAAGGACACCCAGCAGCGGAUAAUAUAUAUCUAAUUGCGGAGCCAGAUAUGGUUACAGGACAACACAACGUUCCGUACGAGAAAAUACUUAAGUACAGUUUCAGCGAACUUGGAUCUGACGCUCUCAUGGUGGACCCUAAGGGCGAUCUUUACAUGAUCGCUAUACAACGAGGAGGAAAUGGUGGAUACUAUCAUAUCCCUAAAAACGCUUGGAAUUCAAACAGCAGAGUUCCCCUUACAGUAAGCGGUCAUAUGACCCUAAACACUGGUCACGAAAAAGAUCCGGUUGCCGGUGACAUUUCACCGGAUGGAAUUGCAAUGCUUGUGAAAACACAACAUAGCAUGCUGUUGUGGAGAUUUGAUGCCAACGACUUUACGGGUAUGUUCCAACGGCAACCUAUGAGUGUUCCGUACAUCUACGUUUGGCAAGAUGAGGCUGUAUGCUGGAAUCACGAUGGUACUGGUUACUACACUAUACCCGAGGGCACUAACCCUCCACUACAUUUCUAUCCAAGCAGUGGUAUCAACUCCUAUUAAAGGGACAAUCGCAUGACGAUCGUUGGAAUACAAUACGUUUUAUUGAACAUACGAAUACAGUUGCAAAAGAUAACAUUUAAACAAAAAAGUCAAUAUAUUCAGCUUUCUAGUCAAAUGUUGAUUUUGAUAUUGCCUUCAGUAAAAUGUAAA
Mizuhopecten yessoensis (Yesso scallop) is the source of this 1064-nucleotide messenger RNA. RefSeq lists its product as uncharacterized. The transcript has 3 exons. Lineage: Eukaryota; Metazoa; Mollusca; Bivalvia; Pectinida; Pectinidae. Bases 15 to 914 code for a protein of 299 amino acids. The record is from RefSeq and is a predicted model, not a curated record.